UUAAAGGGGUCUUUGAAGAAUAUGACCAAGACCAAAGGCAGGCGUGAUAAUUCUGAAAAUAAAAUUGUUCAAAGAAAAGCGCUGUCAGAUCUUAGCAAUCUUACUUCUUUGGUUUCUUCCACUAAGGUUUAUGAUGGCUCUAAAUCAACGAAGAAUCAUAGAAGUGCCUUGAUUGAACGGGUUUCAGUGGCUUUAGUUGCAAAAACUGUAAAUGUCUCAUCCGGAAGAUCUUUCAAGGGAAAAGAGAGGGACCAUCCUAAUCGAGGUGCUAUCGGCGUUCAUUCUUCAAAGACAGAAAGUAUUAUAGAUCCGAAGACUUACUUGAGUGUCCAAAGUGUUACAACCCAGAAUUCAGAUCGUAAAUCUGUUGUUACUACUGGCAGGACAACCAGGAAUCCACUUCCACCAACAAGGAAGUCUUUACCGGUGUUGAAGGAGGAAAAAGCUACAGAAGCUAUCAGGAUUACGAGUAAGACUAAAGUUUGUAAAACUGCUUCAAAGCAAGCAAGCAAUGCAAGGAACCAUCUCUCAAGGAAUAGAGAGAGUGAUAGCUUUGUAAUAACGGCUACUAAAAGUCGAACUAAUUCUGCUGCUCAUAACUUGCCAAGAUCUUUCAAGCCUAUUGUUAAGACUGCACUCAGGCCUUCUAAUUCUCAAAGAGCGUCAAAAUCAAAGUGUUCUUCAGGUUUGGGAAAACCAGUAUCUGCUGCUGCAAUCACAUCCAAGAAAGACAAAGGAUGUACUCUUCUGGAAGAUAAUUUAGCAACAAUUUCCAGUGAAGCCAGCCAAAGGGAUCAUACUUCUAAUGGCGAUAGUGAUGCUAGCAUCAACAAGCCUGGUUCCCUUGCUAAGAAGAAAGCCAGACGUAUAUCUUAUACAUCCUUACUGAUGUCAGGAUCAAAGCUAUUAGAAGGUAUUGUUGGUGUCAAAGAAGAAGAAAAGUUAAUUGGCAUUGAUAAUGAUGACAAUCCGUUGGAAGUUUCUCAAUACGUAGAUGAAAUUUAUGAGUACUAUUGGAUAAGUGAGGCUAUGAAUCCAUCUCUGGAAAAUUACAUGUCAAAGCAGACAGAUAUUACCCCUCAUAUGAGAGGCAUAUUGAUCAACUGGCUGAUUGAGGUGCACCUUAAAUUUGAUUUAAUGCAAGAAACACUCUAUCUCAUGGUCAGUUUGUUGGAUCGAUAUCUCUCAGAGGUCCAAAUAAAGAAGAAUGAGAUGCAGCUGGUUGGUCUUACUGCUCUUUUGUUGGCAUCGAAAUAUGAGGAUUUUUGGCAUCCUAGGGUGAAAGAUUUAAUCAGUGUAUCUGCUGAGGCUUACACUAGUGAACAAAUGCUCAAGAUGGAGAAGCUUGUCCUUAAAAGCUUGAAGUUUCGCCUAAAUGUGCCUACUCCAUAUGUCUUCAUGUUAAGGUUCAUCAAGGCUGCUCAAUCAGACACCAAGUUUGAACAUCUAGCCUUCUACCUCAUAGAGCUCUGCUUGGUUGAAUAUGAAGCUUUGAAACUCAAGCCCUCCUUGCUAUGUGCAUCAGCUAUCUAUCUUGCUCGGUGUACCCUGCAGAUGUCUCCCUAUUGGACACCGUUGCUUUGCAAACACACGCGUUAUGAUGUGGUGGAAAUCAGGGAGUGUGCAGAAAUGAUUUUAAGAUUCCAAAGAGCUGUAAAUUUGGGGCAAUUGAAGGUCACAUUCGAAAAGUAUACGAGUAAGGAGCUCAGCGGAGUUGCGGCGAUCACACCCUUGGAUAGACUUCCUUGAACUUGAUUUUAGUUGCACGAGUUCAGUUUUAGAAUGUUAAUAAAAAUACAAUUGUGACAGAAAUA
This is a messenger RNA of Hibiscus syriacus, 1814 nucleotides long. Its product is annotated as putative cyclin-B3-1. Gene Ontology annotation, cellular component: cytoplasm; nucleus; centrosome. The transcript has 19 exons. The record is from RefSeq and is a predicted model, not a curated record. Gene Ontology annotation, biological process: regulation of cyclin-dependent protein serine/threonine kinase activity; mitotic cell cycle phase transition. NCBI's taxonomy places the organism in Eukaryota, Viridiplantae, Streptophyta, Magnoliopsida, Malvales, Malvaceae. The annotation marks the transcript as partial. Gene Ontology annotation, molecular function: cyclin-dependent protein serine/threonine kinase regulator activity.